AGCGGUCCAUCGCGGUCAAAAAAGCCCGGGGGGAGCGCGAGGCGAGGCGAAAAGCGCAGGGAACCCGGGGGGCUCGAGUCCACUUCGUUUUUGCACAGAGAAUCGGCUGAGAGUUGGACAGGACUAUGGCCAUGUUCUCAGCUCUGGGGCUACUCUUCCUCUGCCAGCUUUUGGCAUCAUCACUUGCCCAGCAGAGACCAGGUCCUCGUGGGGCACCUGGACCUCCAGGACCACCGGGACCCCCAGGGAAGGAUGGCAUUGAUGGAAAGCCAGGCCCUGCCGGACUUCUUGGAAAGCCUGGUCCUAAAGGAAAAGCUGGAACCCCAGGGACAGCUGGGGCUCCCGGCCUGCCUGGCCUUCCGGGAGUGGACGGUUUGCCGGGUCCCGAUGGUCCAGCAGGGAAGGAUGGACCCCCAGGGCAGCGAGGUGAUGCAGGACCUCCUGGACCACCUGGACCUCCUGGUAGAGGGAGAACAGGAGCUGCUGGGCUUCCCGGAGCAAAUGGACUGCCAGGAGGACCGGGACCUCAGGGACCCCCGGGACCUGAGGGUCUUCCAGGACUUCCUGGUCUUUCAGGUCCAGAUGGGCCACCUGGACUUCCUGGGGCUCUUCCUGAGGGCAAUGGAGAACUUUUGUGCCCUGCCAUCUGUCCACCAGGUCCCCCAGGACCACCCGGAAUGCCCGGUUUUAAGGGGCACACAGGUCACAAAGGAGACAAAGGGGAACUUGGGAAAGAUGGUGAGAAGGGUGAUCAAGGUCCCCCCGGCCCACCUGGUAUCCCAGGAACAGUGGGUCUACAGGGCCCUCGAGGUUUGAGAGGACUUCAGGGUCCAGUGGGGCCAGUUGGAGACAGAGGUUUGCCGGGUUUCAGAGGAAAGCCUGGAGCUGCUGGUGUGAUCGGGAAAACAGGCGAUGCCGGAGAGAAAGGACCACAGGGUUUCAGAGGACCUAAAGGAGAGAUUGGGAAAAUAGGCCCUAAGGGACAGCCGGGACCUCAAGGCCCCAAAGGCGAACCUGGCAUCCCGGGCAGAGACGGUAAGGACGGCACUCACGGGCUGGACGGAGAGAAAGGUGACUCCGGACCGCCUGGUGUGCCUGGAGAGAAAGGGCCUAAUGGUUUGCCGGGUUUGCAAGGGAAAGCUGGUGCAAAAGGAGCCAAAGGAGCAGCUGGUGAUUCAGGAGAGAUGGGAGAAGCAGGACCGUCCGGAGAGCCAGGUAUUCCUGGUGAGAUUGGUAUUCCAGGAGAGAGAGGUGAAUCUGGACCACGAGGCGUGGCUGGUGCUAUCGGACUGAUUGGAAAUCCUGGACCUCAGGGUGUCAAAGGAUUCCAGGGCAUUAAAGGUGCUAUUGGUGACCCUGGCCUGCCAGGACCAACUGGACUAAGGGGUGCAUUUGGUGAGAGGGGUCCAGUAGGAGCUUCAGGAUCUAAAGGAGACAUGGGUAUUGCUGGAAGUGAUGGCUUACCAGGAGAAAAUGGAGAAACGGGUCCAUUUGGUCCUCCUGGCCAAAAAGGAGAGCCUGGGCAGCAUGGUGAGCUGGGGCCUAAAGGAGUAACUGGACCUCAGGGAGAAAUUGGAGCCAGAGGACUACCUGGAAAACCAGGUCUGAUGGGACUCCAAGGAGAACCGGGUCUUCCUGGCGUUGCUGGAAAGACUGGCGUUCCUGGAAAACUGGCAAGUGAACAGCAUAUAAGAGAACUGUGUGGACCAAUGAUUGAUGACCAGAUUGCACAGCUGGCUGCCAAUCUAAGAAGGCCUCUGGCUCCUGGAGCAGUUGGACGGCCAGGCCCGGCUGGGGCUCCUGGAAAGGCAGGAGAACCUGGGUCCAUUGGCCACCCCGGAGCCCGUGGUCCUCCCGGCUACAGAGGCCUUCCUGGAGAUCUGGGUGAUCCCGGUCCCAGAGGUGAUUUUGGCGAACCAGGUGACAAGGGAUCUACUGGAAAGGCUAUUGAGGGGCCAGUUGGAGACCAAGGAGAACCAGGUCUCCAAGGAGUACACGGCAUUGUUAAAGAUGGACGUGAUGGUGCACCUGGAGAUCCAGGUGAGCCAGGAGAACCUGGCAGGCCAGGCAGGACAGGGCACCAGGGACCCCCAGGAAUCUGCGAUACAACAGCCUGCCAGGGCGCAGCGGUCCACGGGAAGUCCUCCAAUCCCAAGAAUCAUUAAACAAAGAUGGCUUCCUCUUUAAAAACACAGUUGCACCCCAAGGAGAGAAGAAAGAGCAAGAAAUCAAGGGGAAUAAGAUGAACCACAGAAUUCCCUUUUAAAAUGUUUGGGGGUAAGAAAAAGCAUAUGAGAAAUAUCAGUGGAUGUGAGAAAUCAAAAGAUGAUGGAACAUCAACAGUGUUUUAAGAACUAUGCAAUUGUUGGGAUGAGCAGGAACGAGUGAGCUGAAAGACUUCAAGCCAAGACUUCAUCAAAGACAAAUCAAAAGAGCAAGGCAGUGCGAAAAGUACAAACAAGUACCAUUAUGUGUAGAUGUGUAAAAAAGUAAAAAGACUAAAAAUUGCUUACUGAAAUGGUGAAAACUGGCCAGUCAAAACCAUAUACUUUGUACAUGCGUGUGUAAAAACGGUUUCUUACUUCUUACUGUCCUCAAUGUCCAUUCUAGCUUAAUGUCCUUUUGUUCGGACUCCUGUAUAGCAACAACUGUGAUUGUCUUGACAGCAUAACAAAAGAAAAAUGAGGCUCAGCAGUGAGAUGCCUCAUGCAUCAUGGUCCUUUCUGCCUGAAAGAGAGGAUUUUGUACCUCAAAAUCUGCCAAAAAUCAUACAAAGCAACCUGGGAGCAUCACUCAGUAUAAUAAGGUAUGAAAAUGUGUUGAAAUAUUUUGUAUAUUACUGCACCAAUAGUAUUUUCCAAGUUGUUGUUUUUUUAUGCAAAUUGUCAACAUCUUUUUAUUCGGUCAUUUUUUACUUUCUUGAAUGUGUUUGAUGACAGAU
This is a messenger RNA of Colossoma macropomum (tambaqui), 2941 nucleotides long. RefSeq names its product collagen, type IX, alpha 3 (gene col9a3). The coding region runs from base 126 to 2165 and encodes 679 amino acids. The record is from RefSeq and is a predicted model, not a curated record. The transcript is spliced from 32 exons. Lineage: Eukaryota; Metazoa; Chordata; Actinopteri; Characiformes; Serrasalmidae.